Messenger RNA from Staurois parvus, 248 nucleotides. Lineage: Eukaryota; Metazoa; Chordata; Amphibia; Anura; Ranidae. The record is from the annotation of a GenBank genome assembly.
GGUGGCACUGACUGGCACUGAAGGGUGACACUGAAAGGCAGCUCAGAUGGGCACUGAUGUGCACUGGUAGGCACUGAUAUGUGGCAUUGAUGUGGCACUGAUGGGCCCUGGCAGGUGGCACUGUUCAGCACUGACAGCUGGCACUGAUGGACACUGACAGGUGGCACUUCUGGGGCCACACUGAUCAUCAGGGCACACUGAUCAUCAGUGCCCUGAUGAUCACUGUCAGCAUGACAGCUCGAGAGGAG